AUGUCUUUCAAACAUUUCUACGCGGAGGAGCACCCAGAAGCAAUGUUCACGCGAUGUCCUGCAUGUGCAACUUGUCUUAUCAUUGAUAAUCCCAAAAGGUUCUCCAACUGCGCUUGUCCAAGAUGUAGAUGCUAUUUCUGCCACUAUUGUCACUCAGAACCGCACUGGCCGAUGGGUUGUGACGAGUUCAAAAAGUGGAGGGAAAUAUGGGAUGAGCAAUAUGUGGUAGAAAAGCUUUGCCCUGCAGAUGACGAGAAAGUCUUGCGCAUCAAAUGUAUUUGCGGUCAAGUAUUUCAUGCCUGCGAAAGUUUGGCUCAUGGAACUUAUUGCCCUAAUCAUUGUGGUCAUCGCUUUGACAAAGUUGGGUUGAUGCGAAAUCAACGUGAUCUCUUUCGCUGCCUUACUCCUAGAGAACGGCAAUUAAUAAUUUUGAGAGAUGGGGAAAUUGUGAAAAAGGGUAUACCCAUUUCCACGACUUUUGUCGAACUAAAGGGAAGAAUUAGGAAAAAAUACGCUUUCGCUCUUUUUCUCGUUGAAAACGGUACAGCAUGGCUUUAUCUCCACAAAAAUCAUAAUGCACUAAGGCAUCUUCUGUCAGAUGUACUGAAACUGCUCAAUCUCGUUAAAAGUAUUGAGAGGAAUAUGAAACUCAGGGACUGCUCCUCCCUCUUGGAACUCAAAAAGGAGGUAUUCGACUUAAUCCGCGCUUUUCAAAGAGCAAAGUCAUUGUAA
This is a messenger RNA of Cylicocyclus nassatus, 732 nucleotides long. NCBI's taxonomy places the organism in Eukaryota, Metazoa, Nematoda, Chromadorea, Rhabditida, Strongylidae. The record is from the annotation of a GenBank genome assembly.